This is a messenger RNA of Aspergillus pseudoviridinutans, 570 nucleotides long. RefSeq lists its product as uncharacterized. The transcript is spliced from 4 exons. The coding region runs from base 1 to 570 and encodes 189 amino acids. Gene Ontology annotation, biological process: transmembrane transport. NCBI's taxonomy places the organism in Eukaryota, Fungi, Ascomycota, Eurotiomycetes, Eurotiales, Aspergillaceae. Gene Ontology annotation, molecular function: transmembrane transporter activity. The record is from RefSeq and is a predicted model, not a curated record.
AUGGCGCCUCGUGUGGACAGCAACGCCGUCCCAGGCACGUUCACCCUGGUGGAUGUGGAUGGUGUCUUGGCCACUCGUCACCUUGAUAGGGGAGACAGAGAUAUCGUGCUCGUGCCUGAACCCUCCAACGACCCUGAUGAUCCCUUGAAUUGGUCACCACGGCGCAAGCUGCUAUCUACGAUCUGUGUGAGCGUGUACACCUUGUUUGCAGGCAUCUCAACCUCGGUUGUUUAUUCGGUGCUGGUUCAGCUCUCUGAAGAGACCGGUGUUGCGGUGGACACUCUCAAUCAGGGAACCGGAUAUAUGUUCUUGCUCGCAGGCUGGGGCCUUCUCUUCUGGCAACCAUUCGCAUUGCAGUAUGGUAAACGGUUGACGUACAUUCUCUCAUUAGUUGGAAUAUUGGGUACCUUGAUAUGGGGUCCUUAUGUUCGUUCGAACGGCGAGUGGAUUGGCCGCAGCAUUUUGUCAGGCUUCUUCGUUGCUCCGAUUGAAGCCCUUCCAGAAGUGACGGUCACGGAUGUGGUGAGUAUUUGUGGCUCAAAGCGGAUGCCGUAUAUUGAUAAAGGCUAG